ACAGUAAUUAGUGAUGUCAUCCUUAGUUACUACAGUAAUUAGUGAUGUCAUCCAGAGUUCCUAAAGUAAUUAAUGAUGUCAUCCAUAGUUACUACAGUAAUUACUCAUGUUAUCCAUAGUUACUACAGUAAUUACUCAUGUUAUCCUUAGUUACUAAAAGUAAUUAGUGAUGCUAUUUUAUUAUAUGUAGGCCGUUUUUGUUUGGAAUUGUCAGAAAGGAAUCUUUCAGUACAGGCAUUUUCUCAUUUCUUAAUUAUAUUUUAAUUCGAUAAAAUAGUUUAAAGGGUAGUGUAUGCUUAGCGAGUCAAAAUAAUUAGUUUUAUUACAUGCAGUCAAGUAUGAGGUUUUGCUUCAUUUAGCUCCUGCUAUUAUUUUAUCAAGUUUUAAUGACACAUCUCCAGUAAUAAAUACUCCAGUAAAUAUCUCAUGUGAGGCAACUGGUCGCCCAGUUCCAACUGUAUCUAUUACAAAAGCAUCUGGUGCCAAAACAGCAGUAAGUGAUUUCACUGGUUACAAAUACACGAUUUUUUUUGUAAGCAACUUAGAAUCUUGGUCACAUUUCAAGUAGCUUGUUUUUUAUCUAGUAUCUAGAUCUAAAGUUGCUUCGUGGUUGCUUAAUUUUCAUUGAUUAAAUUUCCAUGAGUGUUUUGAUAGGAAAAGGGAAAAUACAAAGAGAAGUCGUUAUCUUCACUCUCUUCUUCGAAGAAGUCAUUGCAGUUUCUUUUUUUUGCGAGUUUUUAGUUAAGUGUUUUGUUUUUUUUGCUUGAAAGACUUGUUUAUACUGAAAAUUGUAAAGAACUGAAGUUGCUUAUUAAUUUUUAGUUGCUUAUGGACAGGUUGCUUAUAAUUAACAUUGUUUACUUUUGAUAGUCGGGAAAAGGAAAAGCUGUGUUAACAAUCAACCGUGUCGCUGUUUCUGAUAAAGGGUGGUACACAUGUACUGCGUAUAAUGGCGUCACUAUUGUUGACACCAAGUCAAUGGAAAUGGACGUUUUAACGCGUCCUGUUAUUGAUAAAAAUGCAACAACGACGGCACUUAAAUCUGCAGUUGGAUUGAAUUUUGUCAUUAAAUGCUCAGCCAAAAGCAAUCCAGACCCUACGGUAACAUUCAGUAAAAAUGGAGCUGCAGUGGAUACAAAUUCAACGAAAAAAGAUGGUAUUGUAACCGCAGUUUAUGAAGUGAAAUCUGCAGUAAAAUCUGAUUUUGGUGAAUAUUUAUGUAUUGCUACCAAUCCACAUGGUGAUGCAAGUAAAAGAAUUAAAAUUGUUGAAGGUUCUUCCACAGCUCCAGUUGAAAAGAAAGACGGUGGACUUGGUAACGCUGCUGUGGCUGGUAUAAUCAUCUGCAUCAUAUUAAUCAUCUUAGUGGUGGUGGAUUUGUUUUGUUGUUUUUUUAAUAACUGUGGUUUCUCUCAUUGUUGUUUUGAAACGUUUUGUGCGACUAAGGGAAAGAAGUAUGCACCUGCUGAUAGAGACGAAGAGGAAAUGGAGGAAAUGAAACCUAAAAUGCAGGAACCAGUUUAGCAAGAAGGGAAAGAAUUUAAACCAAUAUUUUUGCAGAGACUGAAUGUUGAGACAAAUGGGAAAGCACAAGUAAAAUUCAUUCAAAGAAGCACGAAUGAAAAUACUAUCAGUGCUGUUCACCGUAAUCAAUAAAUACGUCUUUCCGAAAGUUAAUAGUAUAAAAAUGUCGUUUUGUGACGUUUAAGGGACAAGUAGAAAUUACUUUAGAAUUGUAACCCGUUUGGCAUACCGAAAAAAGAAGAAUCUAGGACCCAGAGAGAAUCGUUGAGAUUUUUCUUUUGUAAUUUUUUUUUUUGAAAAGACUACGUAAUUCCUCUCUUUUUCUUUACAAGAUUUUUCAGUGAGCUAGGCAUAUGUAAAACAGGAAAGUCUUUCUCUGCUUCAGCUUGGUGUGCUAGCUCAUCAGAACGUUUAACAUCUUUUUCAGUAGUCAAAGCUUUCUUCUUUGCUGCUGCCUUGACCUGUACCUUAACUGCUUACGCUUACGAUUUCUUUUAUUCUGAAUUCCUGUAUUUUUCCUCUCCUCUAAUGAAACCACGUAACACAUUCGAGAAGCCUUGACAUUUUCAGUCGUUUCUUUUGCAUUUAGUAUAUUAAUUAGACUUAAUUUUUAUUUAUCACCAUGUAGUUACACGAAAAGCCACCAAAAAUUCUUCCUGUAGUUUUUCAACAAAAUGUUCUUUGUUGAUGCUCAACCUUUUUCUAUUGAUGACUGACAAUGCGACAAAGUGCACACAAUCUUCGAUACAUAAACAUUGAACUAUAUUUGCUCCGAAAGAUAAGUGCCCAUCAACUCGUUCCUGAAACCACUAGGUUUUUGGAUAACGAAAGAUUGAUAACGUUUUUUAGCCGCCAUAAAUUUAGGCAUUAAAGCACUCAGAAAAGGUGGCAGUCGAAAUGUAAGUGUCCCCGUGUACUUUCCUGAUCACUGGCCAUAUAAUUAGGAUCGAAACAUACUGUAAAUCUUUCAACAGCACUUUAUGAUUUGCGACUUUUUCAUAAAAUUCAGGAGUUUCAAAGAGAGUGGCGAGCCUGAAAUAUCUUGUUUCGACUUUUCAUUCAUGACAUUGAUUUUUUGCACGGACUAAUAUUAUGACUUUUUAUGGCUUUUUAAGUCCUUCCAAUGGGUCCUGGGUCCUUCUUUUGCGGCAAGCCUAAUCUGUUUCAUGUGUUUUAAAUGUUUUAAUUUCUUUUGUUGAUAUAGUUUUUUAAGUUUAGCACUGUAGCAAUUUGGGAUAACAUAUUUUAUUUUAAACUUAAUUUUUAUUUUUUUGUGUUACUUUCAUGUGUGAGUAUUUUGAAUGGAUGUAUUACCAUGUGCGUUACCAGUGAUUUUACACAAAAAUUUAUGGCUGAGAAUGACUGAGAAAUAAGUGCCAAAAAAUAACAAUGGAAAGACGGAGAUUUUAUUCGUAUCUCCUUUUUUCAUGAAUUAGAACAUAAAAUGGGUAUAUCCAUGCAAAAUUUUUCUAAAUCAAUUGUUUUGUUUUUGCGACCCUUUACUAAGAUUCCUAAUCGCAAUUAUUUAAUGCACUGUAAAACAAAUAAAAAUGCUUAAAAUAGAAAAACAAAUGUAACAUAAGAACAACAAGAUGCAGGCGCUGCAUAAACUAUCUCGUUUUUAAAAGUGCACAACUAUGAAACAUCGAUAAUACGACCCAAUUCUACAAUUUAUGCCAACAAAAAAUACAGCCGAUCAUUCAUGGUUGAAAGUCUUGCGAUUAAAACGUUUAUGGUCUUGAACGGCAUUUAGGUGACAAAAAAUCAAAAUUAUGAUGUCACUAUUAUGUUUAGCAUACUAUUUUGUUAACUGUGCUAAAUUUUGUCGAAAACAAUUACCAAUUUUUGCCUGAAACGUCAUUUAGAUGACUUCCAAGCACUUAGAGAGUUUAGGUACGAAGUUUAAAUCUGUGACGUUGCAAUUGACCAUUUGGGACAUUGUUAGUUACGAGUUGGAAAUCUAUCUUCGCAGGCGAGAUAGUAAAAAGAAGAAAAAAGAAAAAAUAGUUACCAAGAGGAGAUUUGAACACACGUCUACUCCCGUGUCGGUGCUCAGAGACGCAAAAAUUUCCAUUCUUGUAGGACACAUUUGCGUUUUAUUACAAGCUCACGAGCUUGUAACAAAUAAACAACAUAAAAGCUAAUGAAACGAGACCUCUGGCUAAAUUUCUUGAUUCCUGCAAUAACAUUUUUAUUUCACUUUAAAUAUCUAUAUUUUGUCUCUUUCUAGAAAUGAAUGCCUAUCAAACCGAAUUACAUCAUUCUUUAUGAACUUGAUGUAUACGGUUUUUAUAGGCAACACGAGGCUCAAUUCCUUCAAAGAAAACAAAGCGACUGGUGAGCAACAGUCGGAGUUAUUCUGAUUGGAUAAAUAUAAAAAUAAGAAGAGACCAGGGAUUAUAAACAACGCUAGUUAAGCAGACAUAUCCUGUUUUAAAAGCGAUGUCAGUUUUAUUUAAAAAGCGUGAUUAAAUCUAGAUUUAAAGCUAUGUUAGAUCUUUCAAGCUAGCGGCCCGCUCAAAUUUAUUUCGCUCUUAAAUUCCCACAGGGUGGCCACAAGUCAUGGAAUUUCUGGAAAUCAUGGAAAAGUCAUGGAAUUUUAUUUGGUCUGGAAAAAGUCAUGGAAAACAGGAUUUUCAUGAAAAAGUCAUGGAAAAGUCAUGGAACUUUUUUUCCUUGACAACCUAAGUUUUUGACUGGCUAAAUAUUUUUGCAGUUUAUAUUUUGUAGCAUAAAUUUCAAGAAAACUUAAUUUCAAUUUUUUGAACAGUUUCAUUGUCAAGCUUUGUUGCAAUAUAACAUAGUUGUGUUUGGUUUUAUUAUACUAUAAAUUUGUUUUAUUAUACAUUAUGUCAUGUGACUGCUUAAUUUACAAGCAAUGAUAACUUAUAUUGAUGUAAUCUGUGUAGUAAAAUCGUUUUCAAUCAAUGUUUCAUCUAAGGAAGGGAGUCCUAGCAUAGUUCUAGCUUGUAGCAUGGGACAGGAAUAUAUUAACUUAUUAACAUUGAUGUUGAGGAGGUCCAGAAUCAGUUGCCAGUUGACAUGGUGAACACAGGCACAGCUGUAAAAGCUAUCUUGCGGUCAAAAGAGAUAACACAUGGGGUAAAACAUCAGUUCCGAAAAGAUUGUGUGGCUUUUCUAACUAAUCUGAUAUUGAAGCUACAAGAGAGAAGUCCCUUGAAGUAUCUUAUCGUUCGAUGCUCCUCCUCAUUAUCACCAGUCAAUAUGGUACAGAACCAACAGAAAGCUACAAGUCAGUUUAUAUCUCUGGUUGAAAGCUUCAUCAGGUUGAUCAUGUGUGGCCAUCUGUGGCAGAUUCGGCAAAAGAAGAGCUUGAUAAAUUCUUGUCAUCGCUCGACGCACCUACUAAGGAAGAGUUUGUGCAAUUUGAUUUCAGCAAAUCAAGAGUGGAUGAAUUCAUAAGGCCGUAUUUCAAAGAUCAAAAAGCGUUAUAGGCCAUCUGUAAAGUGCUCUUCACAUUAUCACACAGUCAAUCUGCUGUUGAACGGGGAUUUAGUAUCAAUAAAGAACUGUUGAUUGAGAAUCUUCAAGAGAAAUCUAUUGUUAGCCAAAGAGUUGUAUAUGACCACCUACAAUCAUCCAAUGUGGAUUUGCAUGAGUAUCAAUUGAGUAAUGGUCUGUUGAAAAGUUGUAAAGCUGCCAGACAAAGAUACGGAACACAUCUGGAAGACCAAAAAAGAAAAGUCAACGAAGACAAGAAAUCAAACAAACGAAAAUCAAUAACAGACGAAUCAACAAUGUUAAAAACUAUAAGAAAAGAUUAAUCUCAUCCAUCAAUGCACUGAACACGGAUAUUGAAAAACUCUGCUACAAAUGGACUUUUUAGUUAAAGCAAAUGCUUUUAGAAGGAAGGUCACCGAAAAGAAAGCUAACAUAGCCAAACUAGAUAAAGCUGUGGAGAAGCUAAGGAUCUUCAGAAAAGUAACGUCAAUGCUCACAGACUCUAUAUAGGAUAUUAGUUGAUAUUUGUUGUUUUUCUAGUCAAUUUUUUUUAAAGUUCUGAUUUUAUAUGAAUAUUCUGUAUGAAUAUAUAUGUUCUUUAUAUUUUGACACGAUUUUGUUGUUUUUAUCAUGUAAAAAAACUACUUGUACUUUUUUCAGCAAAGUUGUUCUCUAAAUAAUGAAAUUUAUAGUUUGUUUGAUAAUUGAUUAA
Messenger RNA from Hydractinia symbiolongicarpus, 5698 nucleotides. Its product is annotated as neural cell adhesion molecule 1-A-like. The record is from RefSeq and is a predicted model, not a curated record. Bases 979 to 1524 code for a protein of 181 amino acids. Lineage: Eukaryota; Metazoa; Cnidaria; Hydrozoa; Anthoathecata; Hydractiniidae. Gene Ontology annotation, cellular component: neuron projection. The transcript is spliced from 4 exons.